AUGGAGAAAGACGACCUCCCGCAGUACACUCCAAUUGAUGAGCAUGCAGUCUCACGAGAUACGCGGCGGCGCCGUCUGAGACUCGUCAGAUUAGUUGCUGUAGCACUCAUUGCAUACACCCUGUAUCUAUGCUCGAUCAACUCAUCUCAUCUUGAGCGCCGCAAAACUCAAAUCUUAUCAACAGACAAGCUGCGGACCGAUCAUGCCAUUUGCACAAAGCUACGAGCGGCUCCAGAGUCCGCGAAGGGCAGAAGGGAGCGCAAUGCUCGCUACGUUGAUGGCCAUGGACCUGUCCUUAUCCGUAAUGCCACAGUAUGGACCGGAGAGCCGAGCCCUGGAACAUCAUCAGAAGAGGCUCAUUUCGGAAAGGGCUACUCUUGGAUUCACGCAGACGUCCUUAUGGAGCACGGCCUGAUCAAGCGUGUAGAGGCAGGCAUCUCCAGUUCAGAUCUGCCAGACAACUGCACGAUAUACAACGCAGAUGGCCGCCAACUGACCACCGGAAUCGUGGACAUGCAUUCACAUUCGACCGUGGACCCUCUGCCUGAUCUACGAGGCUGGUCGGACGACAACGAACUGUCAGACGAUAUAACACCAUACGUUCGCUCGCUAGAUGCCAUAAACCCGCUGGAUCACCAGUUGCAGGUCAUCAAGUCCGGCGGUGUCACGACCUCUCUCAUCCUGCCAGGCUCGGGCAACAACAUGGGUGGCGAGGCCUACGUGAUCAAGCAUGCCGUAGGCAAACACGAUGGUCGCUCUGAGAUCAGCGCUCAAGACAUGCUCGCGGAUCCUGACAAGACUUGGCGAUACAUGAAAAUGGCCUGCGGAGAGAAUGCAAAAGCUGUCUAUGGCCGUGUCGGUCGUGACUUCGGACCAUUCUCACGCAUGGGAGAAGCGUGGUACUUCCGGCAUGCUUUCGAGCAAGCAUCUGCCCUUGUGCAGGCACAGGAUGACUGGUGUGGCGCGGCGGACAAAGUGGGAGCAGAGAACAUGGAAACCUAUCUACCUCAAGACCUGCAGUGGGAGAGCUUAGGCGCUUUGCUGAGGGAUCAAGUUCUGCUCAAUGUGCACUGCUAUACCAUUCCGGACCUUGAAGCUUUUGUCCGGCACACGAACGAGUUCAAAUUCAAAGUACAGGCUUUCCACCAUGCGCACCAGACGUACCUUAUUCCAGAGAUCUUAAAGCGGGCAUAUGGUGGCAUCCCGCCUGCUGCAGCGCUGUUCGCAGAUAACAUGUACUACAAAGCUGAAGCCUACAUCGCUUCUGAGCAAGCUGGAAAGAUUCUGUGGGAGAACGGCAUCACGCCGGUCUAUGUCAGCGAUAACCCAGUGCUGAAUGCUCAGCAUGUGGUGUUCGAGGCUGCGAAGGCGUACAAGAAUGGACUGCCGUACCACGUCGCGCUGGCUGGGGUGACGAGUGCUUCAGCUGAGCUGCUUGGUCUCGGAGAUCGAAUUGGGAAGAUCAAGCCUGGGUACGAUGCAGAUGUCGUUGUCUGGGACUCUGACCCGUUGAGCGUGGGUGCUGCCCCAGUUCAAGUUUGGAUAGAUGGAACACCGCAGUUUGAAGAUCCAGUGGAGUUGAACAAACCACGGAGCAAGCCAUUGCAGGAGUUGGGUGUCGAGGAUCCGGCUAUGUCCCAAGCUGCUACUUCUGGCGCUCAACUUCAUGGCUCGAAGUCGGACGGUACGCUUGCGAGAUCAGACGAGAAGGACAUCGUCUUCACCGGUAUUUCCAAGAUCAUGAUACAGGGCCAUGAACAAAUCUUCGACCAGGGCAACGCCACUCUUGUCUUGAAAUCAGGAAAGGUGAUUUGUACCGGUGACUGCACGGAAGAGCUGUCAGCCGCUGAAGCUCAAGGUAUCAAAAAGGUUGUUCUACACAACGGACACAUCGCACCACCACUAACAGCAUUCGGCUCCUCCCUUGGCCUCGAAGAGAUCACAGCUGAGCCCAGCACGACAGAUGGCGACAAUACAGACUCAACGAUCAGCCGAGCAGUUGAUGGGCUGACAUUCGACACCAAGAACCUCGAUGCCGCAUACUCGCAUGGCGUCACUCGAGCAAUCACUCCACCCACAUUUUGGUACGGAGGUCACAAGGGCAUCAGCGCUGGCUUUCUAACCGGUGCUGCGCACGCUCUUGAAGAGAGAGCUGUGUGGCAGGACGAAGUAGCGCUGCACUAUACGCUGACGAAGACGGAGAAGGCGCCUGCGCUGUCUGCAGCCGUAGGUCAGCUCAAGACGAAGCUGCUCAAAGCAAUCAAGUCGAAUGCUACAGACGUCUCAGGAGAAUAUUUAUGGCUCCCCCGGGUAGUCGCAGGAGAAAUGCCCCUCGCCAUCACCGUCCACAGCGCCGACCUCAUCGCCUCCCUCCUCCGCGUCAAAGCCGAAGUCGAGGCAGCCACUGACCACACCCUCCGUCUCAUCAUCAUAGGCGGCGCAGAAUCCCACCUCCUCGCCCCCUCUCUCGCCGCGACCAACACCUCCGUGCUCCUUGCCCCCUUCCUCGCCUUCUCCGAAACCUGGGACCAGCGGCGCUCCCUCACCGGCGCGCCCUUGACCAACGGCACCGCCAUCGACGUCCUGCAUUCUGCCGGCGUGAAAGUAGCGAUCGGCACGACAGAAGAUUGGCAGACGAGGGAUUUGUAUUUGGCGGCGGGGAUUGCGUUUGCGAAUGGGAAUGGGAGGAUCAGUGAGAGUGAGGCGUUGGGGUUCGUGAGUGGGAAUGUCUAUGAGAUGUUGGGGGUGCAGGGGCCGAGGGGGUGGGAGGAGUUUGUGGUGUGUGAGGGGAGUCCGUUGGGGAUUGAGGGGAGGGUGAGGGCGGUGGUUGAUGGGAGGGGGUGGGUUAGUGUGUGGUCGUAG
This is a messenger RNA of Saxophila tyrrhenica, 2862 nucleotides long. RefSeq lists its product as uncharacterized. The record is from RefSeq and is a predicted model, not a curated record. Gene Ontology annotation, molecular function: N-acetylglucosamine-6-phosphate deacetylase activity. Bases 1 to 2862 code for a protein of 953 amino acids. NCBI's taxonomy places the organism in Eukaryota, Fungi, Ascomycota, Dothideomycetes, Mycosphaerellales, Extremaceae. Gene Ontology annotation, biological process: N-acetylglucosamine catabolic process. The transcript has a single exon.